UCCAGCGCGCAGGCGGCGUGCCGGGUUUCUUAUCCCAAGAUUCCGAACGGCGAGGAACCAUCCGAGGCAACUCGUCCGCCGUUUGGAUUGCAGCGGGUCUCGCCGCCGCCUGUCCCUGCCUUUCUUUAGCUCCGCCCCCGCAGCCCGCCUCCACACGCCCCUUACCCUCGCGCCGCCGAACCAGGAGCAAGAGCGGGCGAGAACAGCGCUGCCGCUGCUGCUUUUGCUGCCGCCGCCGUCGUCGCAACGGGCCCGCGGUGGCGAAGUAACUACCCAUGUUUCCUUCUGGAACCCCAGCAACCGCGACGACUUGGGGGAGAGGCGUCCCAUCGCUCUUGGCUCGGCCGGCCUCGCUGCGGAGGCUUAAGGCGUGCCGUGUGGUGCUGCUGGCUGCAAGGGCUGCAACGAGGGACGGAGAGCGCUUACCAAGAAACCGGAACCAGGAAAACUGCUGGGAUUUAAUAACACGGGCUGCGCUUAGGGCUGUUGUGUGCCCGGAGGGGAGGCAGGGAAAAGAGAAAACAAGAGGUCGCAGUGAGGCGGCAGAAAAGCUCACCAGGCGGCACUUCUUGGGGACACAGUUGCCUAACCUUCGACCUCACCAAAGCUGGCCAGGCAAAGGCAAAGGAGGCUGAUGGUUGUUUGAAACUCAUCUUGGAUACUGUGGAUUUAACAAAAAAGCAACUUUACCUUUCCAUUCUGGGAUUUAUUUUCUUUCCUCGGUACUUUUAAAAAACUAUAACGGUACCCACAGACAAGUAUCGCGUGUAGUUCGCCAACUUAUCCCAGAUGGCCAAUUCCCUCAAUGGCCGGAACCCAGGUGGCCGAGGAGGAAACCCCCGCAAAGGGCGUAUUCUGGGAUUCAUUGAUGCUAUUCAGGAUGCAGUUGGCCCCCCCAAGCAGGCAGCUGCUGAUCGCAGGACUGUGGAAAAAACUUGGAAAUUAAUGGAUAAAGUGGUCAGACUGUGUCAGAAUCCCAAACUUCAAUUGAAAAACAGUCCACCUUACAUACUUGACAUUUUACCGGAUACGUACCAACACUUGCGACUUAUUUUGGGCAAAUAUGAUGAAAACCAGAAACUUGCGCAGCUCAGUGAAAAUGAAUAUUUUAAAAUCUAUAUUGAUAGUCUCAUGAAAAAGUCAAAACGAGCUAUAAGACUUUUUAAGGAGGGAAAAGAAAGAAUGUACGAAGAACAGUCACAGGACAGGCGAAAUCUUACAAAAUUGUCCCUCAUCUUCAGUCAUAUGCUUGCAGAAAUAAAAGCAAUCUUCCCUAACGCUCAAUUCCAGGGUGACAACUUUCGUAUCACAAAAGCAGAUGCUGCAGAAUUCUGGAAGAAGUUCUUUGGAGAAAAGACCAUAGUGCCUUGGAAAGUAUUCCGACAAUGUCUUCAUGAGGUGCAUCAGAUUAGUUCUGGUCUGGAAGCAAUGGCUUUGAAGUCUACUAUUGAUCUAACAUGCAAUGACUAUAUUUCAGUUUUUGAAUUUGAUAUCUUCACAAGAUUAUUUCAGCCUUGGGGUUCAAUAUUAAGAAACUGGAACUUCUUAGCUGUGACGCAUCCUGGAUAUAUGGCAUUUCUGACAUAUGAUGAAGUUAAAGCACGGUUACAGAAAUAUAGCACCAAACCAGGAAGCUACAUUUUCAGAUUAAGUUGCACUCGACUUGGACAAUGGGCUAUUGGUUAUGUUACUGGUGAUGGAAAUAUUUUACAGACCAUACCACAUAAUAAGCCUUUAUUUCAAGCUCUAAUUGAUGGCAGUCGGGAAGGAUUCUAUCUUUAUCCAGAUGGACGAAGUUAUAAUCCUGAUCUGACAGGACUAUGUGAACCUAUUCCACAUGAUCAUAUAAAAGUUACACAGAGGCUCUUCAUUGCAGUCAUUCCUUUUCAGGAACAAUAUGAAUUAUAUUGUGAAAUGGGUUCCACAUUCCAGCUUUGUAAAAUUUGUGCUGAAAAUGACAAAGAUGUGAAGAUUGAACCUUGUGGACAUUUGAUGUGUACAUCUUGCCUGACCGCAUGGCAGGAAUCAGAUGGUCAAGGAUGUCCCUUUUGUCGUUGUGAAAUCAAAGGAACUGAACCCAUAAUUGUAGAUCCCUUUGAUCCAAGAGAUGAAAACAUAAGAUGCUGCAGUAUUUUGGACAGCUUUGGUAUCCCUAUGCUUGACUAUGAUGAUGAUGAUGACAGAGAAGAGUGUUUGAUGAUGAAUCGAUUAGCUUCUGUAAGAAAGUGUAAUGAAAGACAGAAUUCCCCAGUGACAUCUCCAGGAUCAUCUCCUCUUGCUCAAAGAAGGAAACCAUUUCCUGAUCCCAUACAAGGAUCCCAUCUUACCCUUCCACCAGUCCCCCCUCGAUUGGACCUAAUUCAGAAAGGAGUUUCCCGAUCACCUUGUGCCAGCCCAACAAACUCACCAAAGUCUUCUCCAGGUAUGCUGAGGAAACAAGACAAGCCUCUUCCAGCACCACCACCACCAAUACGAGAUCCACCUCCACCUCCACCAGAAAGGCCUCCACCCAUUCCUCCAGAUAAUAGGUUAAGUAGACAUUUGCAUCAUCCCGAAAGUGUAUCUGCCAGAGAACAACCAAUGCCACUUGAAGCCUGGUGCCCCAGAGAAGUGUGUGGGAAUAAUCAAAUUGUGGGAUGUCGUAUAGUAGGAAAUGAUAAUUGUCCCAAACCUGGACUUACUGCAAGCUCAAAUAUGAAUGGAAGACAUUGUCGUAUGGGUUCUGAUCCAUUAUUUCUACGAAAGCACAGAUUCCCUGAAUUACCUUUAGAAGGUACCAAGAUAUUUUCAAAUGGCCAUCUAGGUAAUGAAGAAUAUGAUGUUCCACCUCGCAUUUCACCUCCCCCACCAGUUGUUUCAGCCAUGCCAAAUAUGAAGUCUUCUGUUGCUGUUAUAAAUUCCUUUUCUGAAAAAUCAAGAGACCAUGUAGAAGAUGAGUACAAGAUUCCUUCAUCUCAUCCUGUUUCUUUGCCUUCACAAUCACUUCAUUGCCAUAAUAUGAAGUCUCAUACUCGUGUAUUUGAGAAUGGUCAGUGCUCUGGAAUAAGUAGUGAAAUGCACAAUACUUCAUCUGAGAUGAAAAAAUUGAAACAACCUGAUAUAGGAGAAGCCUUUGAAUCUACUAUUCCAAUACCUCUGCCACCUCUGCGACCUCCAUUGAGGGAAAAUUUGAAACAUGCAUCUGUACUCAAUAGAACGUCCUCUGAUUAUGACUUGCUUGUGCAUCCUCCAGGUGAAGAUUUGUCCGACAAUCUACCACCUUCCCUUCCUCCACCUCCACCACCUCCUGCACGCCAUAGCUUCAUUGAGCAAACAAGACCACUUGUUGCAGGAAACAGACCCCUGUCUGGACAUGAACUAUACCACCCUCCCGCUGAUCUUUUUUUUGACCCUACAAAUGGCUCAGUUCCUUUACCACCCGUUAGAAGAUUAACUGGUGAAAACAUAAAGGCCCACAGAAUAUCCCAGGAUUAUGACCAAUUGCCAUCUUCUUCAGAUUGUUCGCAAGCACCAGCCAGACCUCCAAAACCACUUCCUCGUAGGACUGCUCCAGAAAUACACCAUAGGAAGGCACAUAAUACAUCUGUAGAAAAUGUUGAUGCAAAGAUUGCAAAACUUAUGGGAGAAGGUUAUUCUUUUGAAGAAGUGAAGAGGGCCCUUGAAAUAGCCCAGAAUAAUCUUGAUGUAGCACGGAGCAUUCUAAGAGAAUUUGCUUGCUUUCCUCCAUCAGUUUCUCCACGACUCAAUCUAUAGUAUGGAAAACCUUGCAGCAAGCCUAAUUCUCUCUCUCUCUCUGUAUGUGUGUGUGUAAACAUGAGAAAUAUUGUACAAUUGUGAGAUGGGAUUCAAGUGAGAUUUUUUUCCCUGGAUGUAUCUUCAAAGAAUGAGUUGGAACAAUUUUUCAAAAUAAGAUCAACUGCUCACUUUAAGAUAUAAGUGAAUUAAAUCUGUAUUUUUGCUAGCCAUAUUUUUGAAUCAGGGUUGAACUGACAAAUAAUUUAAAGACGUUUACUUCCCAUGAACUUUUAAUCUGUGAAAUGCUUUUUUCAUGUUUACAAGAUGGUAAAUGAUAAUUUUAAAGCUGAUAGUCCUCCUGUGUUCUUGUUCAUAUUUUCUACUGUGAGGCAUUUCCAGUUGUCUUUAUACUGAUUUGCCCCAUUUACUAAGUCAGUUACUUUUUAUACAUAUAUAAGUGCACUCUCCAUUUUUAUUUUUCAAGAAGCUUUGAAAGCUUUUUGCAUUUCUGCUCAAAUAAAAUGCAAGAAAAAUGAGGCCUUCACUACUGAUUUUAUUUUUCUGAUAAGACCGUUGCUAUUUACACAAAGCAAAAAUAAUGAAUGUGUAAUAUGUUACUUUGUUACUGGUCUAUUUUAAAAGGUAUUUUGACCAGCAACACUGGGUAGCUUUUCUUUGACAUGUGGUUGUUAAGCUUCAAGAUCAGUAUGGUUAUCUUACAAAAUUAAAAUAUACAGAAUUGCAUGAUAAUGACCUGAAAACAUAAAUCCUUUUUGAUAUAGUUAUUCAAAAUGCGAAAGGUAUGGGAUUGAAAUUAGACUUUUGUUCCUUGACAAGCUUAAUGAAAGGCUGUGCGUGCCUUAAUAUUGGCUGAUAUAUGAAAUCCAUCAGAGUGAAUUAUAUUAUCAGUGUCCAGGUAAAUUAUUAUCUUGUCUUAUGGAAAGAAGUAUUUGGUUAAUUUCCUGUGUAGAUAAUUAUUUCAUCACAGCUUUGGGGACAGAAUCAUUUUAAGAACACUUUAAAUUUGCUAUGCUGUUUCUGAAUUCUAUUCUGUAUCAACCAAUUUUACAAGGAUUUUAAUUAAGUUACAUUAUACCUUAAAUGUUUACUUAGUCCCCAGACCAACUUAUUGUGUUGUGUCUGUAUUCUUGAACAUAACUUUCUGCCUUGAGUGACUAGUAAUUUUUUGAAGCACAAGCCAAAUCAAAUUUUUCAAUGAAUUUCAUUUUCCCCUAGAUCAGUGUUUCUCAACCUUGGCAACUUUAAGAUGUGUGGGCUUCAGAAUGCUGGGUGGGGAUUUCUAGGAAUUGAAGCCCACAUUUUAAAGCUAGAUCUUCCAAUUCCUUUAAAAAAAACAAAACAAAUGUAAUCUUGAAAUGCCUAUUUUCUCUAGCUUCUCUUAAAUCUAUGAAAUCCGUUCCUGCUGGAUGAAAUUGGCAUUUAUAUUACACUUUGGGCAUGGUUCACCAUCACUGACCUGUUUAAGUUAUAUAUUACAUAGUGUAAGAAUAGAGACACACAAAUGUGUAGGUUGACCCUCCAGUCUUCUCUGAUCCCAUAUAAUUGAGGGAGGAAGAUGCAACAUAUAGAAUAGAAUAUGGUUUGGUAAUAUUUCAGCAUCUGGUGAUGCCUUUGACAGGCCAAAGCUAUAGUAAACAUUCCACAAAGAUUGGACUUGGUUUAGUGGAAUUUGCAAGUAAUAUAAAAAGCCAGGUAUGCCUGUAAUCUGUAAUGCCAGUGUUACAUCUUUUAUCCUUGGUCAUUUGGAAAAUUAUAAAUGUGUAUUAAUAGAACUAUAGAAUCAACAUCAUUUACAAUGAUUGUUUAAAAAUAGAAUUUUCACUGACACAUCAUCCCUACUACUCCCUGUGAAAAAUAAACAUGAAAUAUGACUACAUUUAAAUCUAAAUGUAUCAAAAAGAGUAGAUAGAGUC
Messenger RNA from Thamnophis sirtalis, 5669 nucleotides. It is a transcript of the gene CBLB, whose product is annotated as Cbl proto-oncogene B. Lineage: Eukaryota; Metazoa; Chordata; Lepidosauria; Squamata; Natricidae. Gene Ontology annotation, molecular function: ubiquitin protein ligase activity; SH3 domain binding; phosphotyrosine residue binding. The record is from RefSeq and is a predicted model, not a curated record. Gene Ontology annotation, biological process: cell surface receptor signaling pathway; negative regulation of epidermal growth factor-activated receptor activity. Gene Ontology annotation, cellular component: plasma membrane; membrane raft.